Messenger RNA from Hymenoscyphus albidus, 1149 nucleotides. The record is from the annotation of a GenBank genome assembly. Lineage: Eukaryota; Fungi; Ascomycota; Leotiomycetes; Helotiales; Helotiaceae.
ACGGAGGUACAUUUGGUCCCUCUGUUUUGCUAACAAUUCGAUCCCUCCAAAUAACCAAUGUUGAUUCUAAACACCACUUCGCACUGUUUCCAUGUGAAAACACCCAAGCCAAGUGGAAGCAUCCAGGUCCUGUGACGUUUUCAACUUUCAAGGUCCAUCUGAGUCGGCCAUCGGAGGUGGGAGCAAGCAUCGACAACCUCGGCAUUCACAUGCAUCACCGCAAGAGUUAGUGUCUAAACCUGACCUCCGCUCGUAGACCCCAGUGGACUAUUCGCUAUUCUGUCCCAACACCAACACCUAUUAUUUACUCAAAACCCAAGUCUUAACUCUCUAUCCACCCACUCCCUUCUCUGUCGUGUAAACCAAGACCCAACUUUCAAAUCAAAUAAGCCAAUUACUCAACUACACCAUGUCUCUCAAAAAUGGUCUGUAAACCCUCUCGAUCAGUUGCACCUCAAACUGACUUUUCCGCAGAUGCAUUCCCCUCUUCCCAAGCAUUCGAUGCUAUAAACACUGCUCUCUCCUCCGACGAUGCCGAACGUGCCAAUGCCAUCAAGCAAGGCAACGCCGUCUUUGCAUUCACGAUAAAGAACAAGGCCGGAGAGACGGAGAGCUGGCACAUUGACCUCAAGGAGAAGGGAGUUGCUGGAAAGGGACUUGGAACCAAGCCUACAGGUGCGUUGCACUGUCCAAGUUCAGUUCUUCGGAUUUCCCACCCGUAGUCAUGAUGCCAUACCGGCCAAGUUAUAGGAACUCCAAGCUAAUAAUCUUUCUCUUUAGUUACUCUCUCCCUCUCCGACGACGACUUUGGAAAAUUGGUCGCAGGCAAGGCGAAUGCACAAAGACUGUUCAUGUCCGGAAAGCUCAAGGUCAAGGGAGAUGUAAUGAAGGCCACCAAGAUGGAGCCUAUUCUGAAGAAGGCACAAACCCCCAAGGCAAAACUAUAGAGAAACCAAUGAACAAUGUACAACAUUAUAUGCCAGAUUCGUUCUCGGAGAUUUUGGUUGGGAACAUGCGGACGUGUAGUCCGGGGAACACAUUUGGAUACUGCGAUGGUCUGGUCAGUGGGGAACUCCUACCUGUAGGUAGAUUCACACAGAACAGCUAAAUUUUGCCCAUGUAAUAUGAAUACAAUACAAUCUAUCUAUC